Molecule: messenger RNA, 3090 nt
Organism: Ailuropoda melanoleuca (giant panda)
Lineage: Eukaryota; Metazoa; Chordata; Mammalia; Carnivora; Ursidae
Gene: TULP2
Product: TUB like protein 2
Exons: 13
Coding region: 256-1767 (503 amino acids)
Biological process (GO): protein localization to cilium
Cellular component (GO): cilium
Source: RefSeq, a predicted model, not a curated record
UUGCUUUGUUGGAAGUGGAGCGUGAGGGGCCAGAGGGGAGGGGAUUAGGGCAGGUCCCUGUGGGAAUCCCCCCCCUCCCUCUAAGCCCUCUUUCUUUGCCUGCUUAUUUCCCAGAGACCCAGAGAUUAGGUCCCCAGCCAAAGAAAGGGUUAGGUAUGUUUAGAAAUUGCCCAGAGAGGCAAGGUACUGACUGAGGUGUGAAUGUGAAAAGCCUCUGCAGGCACGAGGAGAGGAGUUGCCAGGAUCCCAGGCAGAAUGUCUCAGGAGAAUGACACAUGGAAGAAAGAGGCGCUGGGGGAUGAGCUCACCGCCAUGAGGCUGCAGAAGCUGGAACAGCAGCGGCGGCUCUUUGAGAAGAAGCAGCGGCGGAAGCGCCAAGAGCCCCUCAUGGUUCAAGCCAAUCCCGACGCUUCCUUGCGUCCCCGGCAACGCUGGCGGCGGGAGGAGCGUCUCGCGGGUGACACUGGCCUUGGGAACCUUUUCCUCCAGGAGAAUGUGCCAGAGGCACAUCUGCGCUCUGGUGCCCACAGUGCCCUGGGCAUCGUGAGCUGCGGUGGAGAUGGCAGCGGUGACCGUGGCCCACUGGCAUCCCCGACAGGAGGAGACAGUUCCGAUCCGGAGUUGGAGGAAGUCUCCGUGGAGGACGUUCCCGCUUCUCCACCUCCUUAUAAAGAGCCUCCAGGGACUCGACGCAGGGGUUGGCCAGCCCACCAACCACCUGGGGCUUGUGCGGAGGAACAGAGUAAAUCCCAGAAUGUUGGAGAUGGAUAUGAGGCACCCAGUCCAGAACCAAAACCUGGCAUGGAUGAUGACCUGGGACGUGGAGUCUUAGCCUCCAACAAGGGCGAAGACCCGGAAGAGAAGAAAGAGGAGUCCGAGUCUACAGUGAAGAACGCCCCACCGGCAGCCCAAAAGAAGGUGUUCAAGACACUGGAAGGAGAGGUCGGCGCGGGCCACAGCCAUGUGGCCCCCUCGCCAGGCCUUCGGCUGGGGGAGGACAUGGAAGCUUACGUGAUGCGGCCGGCGGUGAGCGGCCACACGGUGCAGUGCCGCAUCAGCCGCGACAAGUGCGGGGUAGACAAGGGCAUGUUCCCUUUCUACUAUCUCUACCUGGAGGCGGCCGACGGGCGAAAGCACUUCCUCCUGGCUGGGCGCAAGAGAAAAAGGAGCAAAACCUCGAAUUACCUCAUUUCCCUGGACCCCACAGACCUAUCUCGGGAUGGGGACAACUUUGUGGGCAAAGUCAGAUCCAAUGUCUUGGGCACCAAGUACACCAUCUUUGACAGUGGGGUGAAUCCUGAAAGGAAGAAUUUUGUCCCGGAGACCGCUCGGAUCAGACAGGAGCUGGCGGCUGUAUGUUAUGAGACCAACAUCUUGGGAUUGCGAGGGCCCCGGAAAAUGACUGUGGUCAUUCCAGGAAUUGAUGCCCAGAACCAGAGAAUCAGCGUCCAGCCUCAAAACGAGAAGGAGUCGCUACUGAGUCGCCUCCAGCGGGGGGCCAGCCAGGGUCUGGUCCUGAUGCGAAACAAAACCCCGUCGUGGAAGGACGAGAGCCGCGCCUACGUACUCAAUUUUCAUGGUCGAGUCACUGCGGCCUCGGUCAAGAACUUCCAGAUCGUGCAUCCGGAUGACCCGGACUACCUGGUGCUCCAGUUCGGCCGCGUGUCCUCAGACAGGUUCACCAUGGAUUUCCGCUUCCCGCUUUGCCCGUUCCAAGCCUUUGCCAUCUGCUUGUCCAGUUUCGAUGGCAAGCUGGCAUGUGAGUAAUCCAAUGAAAUACCAUGCCCUCACCAGCUUUUGUGCCUGCUCAUUUGGAGAAAGGGCUCCCCGCAUGCCUUCUUUUGCACCACCUUACUCAUAACCAACACAUCAUAGUCGGCCUGGGUGCCCAGGCCUGUGCUCCAGGAAGUAGGGUUUUAAGCAGCACCUGCUUUCUCGGGACUCAGUCAUGGGAGAUGGGUCUUAAACAACAAAGAAAUCAAAAUGCUCCUCUGCUACGAAGGAAAAAGCACACGGAGGCACAGUUUAGCUGGGUCAGAUCAAGGUCUCUCUAAAAAAGUGAUUUUCACACUACAUCUGAAGAAUCACGAGAAACUAGGGCCAGAGGGUCAGGGGUGGGAACAUCAGGCAGUAGGCACAGCUCAUACAAAGGUCUUUUUUUUUUUUUUUUUUUUUUAAGUUUUUUUUUUUUUUUGACAGAGAAAGGGAACACAAACAGGGGAAUGUGGGAGAGGGAGAAGCAGCCUUCCCUCUGAGCUGGGAGCCCGAUGCUGGGGCUCGAUCCCAGGACCCUAAGGCAUCCCAGGACCCCAACGAAGCCACCCAGGCACCCCAUCAUACAAAGGUCUUAAAGUGAAAAGGGGCUUGAUCCGUUUGGGAAAUGAAAGGAGGAUAGUGUGGCAGGAGCCUGGGGAACCGCUGGAGAGGGGCAGGGUCAGAGGCUCGACAGGGGUCAGGAUAUCUGAGCCACUCUUCUUUAAGCUGCUGGACAGAUCUUAUGGGGUCAGAAAAGACUUAUGAGUUGGAGAUGUAAACCUGGAUGGUUAAUUCAAGACAUGCGUGGGUGAGAGUGAGAAUAAUUACAAUACUAGCUACGCUUAACUUUUAUUAUUUGGCAAGCAUUGUUUUAAAUUUGGACUUGGGAUGCCUGGCUGGCUCAGUCGGUGGAUGGUGGGAUCUUGAUCUCAGGGUUGUGAGUUCAAGCCCCACGUUGGGCAUAGGGAUUACUUAAAAACAAAAUCUUAAAAAAAUUAAAAAUGCAAAUAAAUAAAUAUGAACACCUUUGGGGCCUUACAAUCCUGUAAGACUUGUGCUAUUGUUAGUCACAUUUUAUAAGUAAGGUAACAGUCUAUGGAACAGGGCUUAAAAAGGUGAAAUUGGACCACUGAAAGCCUUGGGCAACUCACCAUUGAAAGGACAGUGGGAGGUAGGAGGAUGAGUAUAGUCCAGGGAGGCUCAGAAAACUGGAAUUGAACACUUUUUUGAGAUCAGUGACUCUAGCUCCCAGCCCCUCAGGGGAGAUAAUUGUCCCAAGUUUAAUAAAAUGUAGGCCGAUACCAAAGAAAAACUACAAGACCCACCAGCUCUUAG